This is a messenger RNA of Rhopalosiphum padi (bird cherry-oat aphid), 7789 nucleotides long. It is a transcript of the gene enok, whose product is annotated as histone acetyltransferase KAT6B. Gene Ontology annotation, biological process: regulation of DNA-templated transcription; nucleosome assembly. The record is from RefSeq and is a predicted model, not a curated record. Gene Ontology annotation, cellular component: nucleosome; MOZ/MORF histone acetyltransferase complex. Bases 682 to 7242 code for a protein of 2186 amino acids. Gene Ontology annotation, molecular function: histone acetyltransferase activity; DNA binding. NCBI's taxonomy places the organism in Eukaryota, Metazoa, Arthropoda, Insecta, Hemiptera, Aphididae. The transcript is spliced from 14 exons.
CUGCGCGUACUCCGUUGAACCGCAGCUUCAGUAACAGUGAACGAGCGUGCGCAUGUCCUCACUCCUCACGCGCGUGUUCAUGUAUCCUAUAAACGAGGAAUACUGUCGGGAAACCCAACGCGCUCCAGACGAUCGAACAAUUUUAUAAUUAUUUUUUCAAAUUCCGAUGUGCAGAAGUGCGGUAAAGACGGGAAUAUCUCUCUAAAUUUACUAGAAUUGAUUUCAUUACGAUACACCGCUGUCUCCUUCUGUGUCGAGCGCGCGAAAAAUUGUCGGAGCUGCGUCGUGUAACGGUUUUUGGGCGCGCGUUUUGAUAAGUAUACCUUUGGGUCAAGGUUUACGUCUUUUCGUUAGGCGAUAGUGCGUCGGACACCGCCGCCUUCGCCGUUUGUCCGCGGCGGAUGUCGACGACGACGACGAAGGAAACCGCGACGACUGUGAACGGACCUUCCGGUUCGUCGCCGCCGCCGAGCGUGUGCGUUUCGAACGACCAACGAAUGUGCCGGCGCCACAUUUGCGCGUGCGUGCGUGCGUGCAAGCGACAAUAAUAAUAGUAAUAACAUUUAAUAUUAUGUGCAAUAAAGCCGCUGCGACUUCAACUACGCGGACGGUCGGCGGUGUUGUUGCGGACAAAUCCGAUUAUCGUUAUUGCGCAGUAUCCGUCAUCGAAUAAUAGAAAAAAUGAAGGAAAAAGAGAACACUAGUGUGAGCUUCUCCCAAUGGCAGACAUGGGUUUUAGAAGCUGUAAAUAAAAUUCGUGGCCAAAAGCAGCGGCCAUCCUUGGAACGUAUUGUAAAUGCAAUACGUCAACAUCACCGUUAUCCUGUAGGGGAUAUUGAAACACAAAUUGAACGAUGUGUGGAAAGUGGCGCAGUGUUAAAAGUCUUCAACAAAGGCCAAAAUACUUAUAUGAACCCUGGUGGCACUGCAAAUCGUAAAUUGAUUAUUAAUGCAGACACUGACUUAACUAAAAUUGUAGUGAAAGUAGUUGGCCAAUUAGAUGAAGAAGGUUCAUCAUAUAAAAACAUUGAUCGUUACAUUCAGCAUGCUUAUUCUAUAGAACUUAAAAAUGAAGGAUGUGACUUGACUUCAUUACUCAAGUCAACAUUAACCAAAGCAGUUGAUAAGGGCUUAUUGGUGUUGGAUGGAAAAUUAUAUAGGUUACCUGUUAGUCCAGACUCCACAACAUCAUUGAUCGGGACUCCAGUUUUAAAAUAUAGUUCUGGAAGAAAAACACGAUUACUUAAAGUAGAUUCAAAUGAAAUUGAAACAACCCCUCUUUCACUCCGUAGAGCUGGGAGAAAAAGGAAAAAAGUAUCUGUUUGUGAUACUAGUUCACUUACAGAUAAUGAGGCCAGUGACAAAGAAUUAAAUAAAGCUUCCGGGAAUAUUUGUGCUGAUUGCUUAGGUACAUCGGCCAAAAACCUAUGCGGCGAAGCAGAACCGUUAAAACAAUGUCGAGGUGGUUGUGGUGUUUCAUUGCACCCUUCUUGCUUAGCUAGUAAAUGUAAGGGUCCUUUGACUACCUUGUUAGCUCGUGGUUCUCGAUGGUUUUGUCAGGAUUGUAGAACAUGUUCAGCAAUUCCAUCGUGUACAGUGACUGAACAUAUGUUUUUAUUAAAUUGUGAUACAUGUGAUCGAGGUUAUCAUAUGCAAUGUCUUCAACCUCCAGUUGUAGAAAAACCAAAAUCGGCAUGGCGAUGUUCAUUUUGCUUAGACCAUCACGAUACUAAUGUUUAUAUGGAAGUAGAACCAUUUGAAGAGCGCAGGGGUAGGAAAAAGUCUAGUCUCAAAAACAAAAGGUCAAGUCGUCGGAGUCAACAUGUCAAGGCGCAAGAUCUUAAACUUGGAACACCAUCCACUUCCAGUUCAAUGAAUCAACGUGAUGUCACGGAAGACGGUAAUGUCUCCUCUCCUGACUCCUCGGCUCCCCCCUCUCCCGUUCCGAUUAGCGGCAGUGUGCGGCGGGACAAUGCUAUCUCCAAGGAGAAAGCAAAAUUCUUUAGGCAAAGUGCUGCGUUUAAUGCGCGAGGUGUGAACGGGAGAGGAUCUGGUGUGCCGAAAGUCAAUGCCCCUUUAAACAUGCGCCUUAGUUCUAGUAGCAGCGAUAGCUCUAGUAGUUCGAGUUCAAGCUCGAGCAGUCGUAGUCGCAGCAGCAGUUCAAGUAGCACGAGCAGUAGCUCUAGUGAUAGUAGUAACAGCUCUAGUAGCAGUAGUAGCAGCAGUGCGCAUGCUUGUUCUCUUUCUGUGCGUCCAAGCCGGCCCAUAUUUCCUCUCCCGAAAUGUCUCGCCGCAAGGAAUGCCGAUUUUAACGAAAGUCCUUCAAGUUUGUCCUCUAAAAGUUGUAAUUCAACAUCUGAAUCUGUUCAAUCCUCUAAAAAAAUUGAUCACCGUUCUAAAUUAAGUGAUAAGCAGAAUGAUCCUAGUGAAAUAAAAAAAGUAGAUAAAAUAAAUGAUCAAUCUAAAGUAACCCCUAAAGUUUUACUAAGAGCACCAAAACUAAUUGCUAAAGUUAAUUGUUCACAGCCUAAAAUUUUUCCACUUUCAAAUUCUAAAUCGGAUAAUUCAGAUACACCUAUUUCGCUAUUCAAACAAUUAUUGACAGAUAAUUCAGAUAAGCCAUGGGGGUUUGCUGCUUUGGCUGCCAAAGCUCCCAUUGUUGAACCUAUAAAGCCUGAAGUCUGUAAUAAAAAAGAUAAACCUAUUGCUGGAUUUAUUCAAUUGAAGGGUUUAUUUGAUGGGUUAAGUCAUUUCUAUUCAACACCAUUACAAUCUCGUACUCGACCUAGAAAUGAAAAAGAUAUAAAAUCGUCCAGCAAGACUGAUCCGAAAGUCAUUUGUGCUGAUAAAAAGUUUAAAAUAUCAGAAAAACAACAAUCUCCUAGUUUUUUGGUUAAGUCAGCUGUUUCAUCUAAAUUAAUGGAAACUAGAGAAGUAGCAGAAAUUGGGGGUGAUAAAAUACUAAAUAAUGAAAAAUCCUUAGACAAUUCUCCUUCCGCCUUCCGUGACCAUCUGUCCGUGCCGACGAUACGUCCAGUCACCCGUUCCGUGCUGGAAAAUAUGAGCCGCCUGGUUGCAUCAGACUUACCAUCUGGCGUUUUACAUGAAGAUGUUGAAAUCUAUAAGGAGACAAGAACACGGGCAAUGAGUAGUACAAUACAAGCUCCUGAGUUCAUUACAUCUAACCAUCCUGUAAGAUGUCCUGCUGCAAUUCAAUUUGGUAAAUAUGAAGUAGAGACGUGGUUUUCAUCUCCUUUUCCUCAAGAGUAUGCUAGACUUCCAAAAUUAUUUCUUUGUGAGUUUUGUUUAAAAUAUACUAAGAGCAAAUCAGUUUUGGAAAGACAUAUGCAUAACUGUAACUGGAGACACCCGCCAGCUACUGAAAUCUAUCGGCGUGGAAAUCUGAGUGUUUUUGAAGUUGAUGGAAAUGCCAACAAAAUUUAUUGUCAAACAUUAUGUCUAUUAGCAAAAUUAUUUUUGGAUCAUAAGACUCUAUAUUAUGAUGUAGAACCUUUCCUAUUUUACGUUUUGACUAAAAAUGAUGGUUUUGGCUGUCAUUUAGUCGGUUACUUUUCUAAAGAAAAACAUUGUCAACAAAAAUAUAACGUGUCAUGUAUCUUGACUAUGCCUCAGUAUCAAAGACAAGGAUUCGGACGAUUUCUUAUUGAAUUUAGUUAUCUCCUAUCCAAAAUUGAAGGACAACCAGGAACUCCAGAAAAACCUCUUUCUGACUUGGGUCAAGUAUCAUAUCAUGCAUAUUGGAAAGCUGUUAUACUGGAGUAUUUAGAUAAACACAGAGACAGUGAUUCUAUCUGUAUUAAUGAUAUUAGUAGAAAAACUGGUUUAAUGAGACAUGAUAUUACAUAUACAUUACAAUCUCUCAACAUGGUUGUAGAAAUUUGUGAAAAACUGACGAUUUGUAUUGACUGGAAUAUUGUAGAUGCUCAUUUAAAGAGGAAAAAUUUAUCUAAACAAAUUCCUAUUGAACCAGAAUGUUUAAGAUGGACACCUCUUAUGCCAGCAUCUAAUUUAUUAGUUUCUCCAGAUGACAAAGAUAACCAAGAUCUUGAAGAACCUCUUCCAAUUAAAAUAGAAAUAAUCAAAAGUCCAAUAAAAAAGAAGCGUAUAGCAAGAAGAAUGCCAAUGAUAAAGAGACGUAGGAAGAUGGAUAAAAAGAAGCGUAGGUGUUUAUAUGGUGCAGAGAAGAAACCUAAUUCUAUUCAACCUGUUGAAAACAUAAGUCUUGUAGAAGAAGAGGAGCCACCUGUGAAAAAAAAUAAAAACGGACAUAAAAACAUAAAAAUAGAAGAAAAAAUUAUUAAAGACCAUUCAACUGAUGAAAAGUCUGAGUCAAAAUCAAAAUCUGUUGAAAAAUCUAUUGAAAAUAAAAUAAUUGAAAAAAUUAAGGAGGAGAGUAUUGAAGAUAUUAAAGUUGAAAUACCAAAUCCUAAAUCUCAAGCAAAAACUAAACAAAGCUUAAUUUCAAAUUUCCUUAAACGCGAAAAUCCAGAUACAAAAGUUAUUGUUGUUCCUCAAAAGAAAAAAAGAAAGUUGCCUCGAGGUAGAUCACGUAAAAGACAAAGAUCAAAAAUCCAAAAUGACAACACUGAACCUAAAGUCAAAAAAGUUCGAAACAUUGAACCAGAGUCUCUUGAAAUUGAAACUAUUGAUGAAAAUAUAGAAUUACAGCCUGUGAAAAAUGAGAACACCGAUAAUCUAGAUGAUGUUGAUGAGUUAGACAGUAAAGAUGUAGAGAAAAUUGAGGGAGAAAACGAAGUAUCAAAAAAAUCUGACGAAGAAGAAAAAGAAAUAUCCAAAACAUCUGAUGAUGAAAGAGAAAAAGAAAUAUCCAAAACGUCUGAUAAAGAAGACGAAAAAGAAAAUCUACAUGAAAAUAAUGAUAGGGGUCCAGAAAACAUGAUUGAAGAAAAAGAAGACACAAAUAUAAAAUUAGAAGAAGAAAAAUUCAUCGAUGAUAAGGUAGACCAAAUUGAUACUGAUGUAUUAAUUGGAAAGUCAAAGAAUGCUAUUGCUGAAUGUUCAAAAAAGAAUACAGAUUUCAAAGCUGACAAGAUUACUGUUGAUAAUAUAAUUUGUUCUAAUACUAAUGAUGACAAUAUUGUUAAUUCCAAGGGGGAAGAAUUUGAACAAAUUAAAAAUCAAUUGGAUAGUAAAGUUAACGUAGAAGUAACAAGUAACAAUGAUGUUCUUAAACGUCCAAAUGAUAGAGAGUCUUAUAAUGUAGUUGAUAUGUGCAAUGAUGUUCCUAAAAUAAAACCAUUAGAAUCUGAAAAAGAAUCUUCUGACAAAGCUGUAGAAUUCACAUGCAACUUAGAAAAGUCUCAAAAAACUAUUGUGGAUGAUGUUACAUUACAAAAACCUAAAGAGCAGCCUUGCAAUAUUAUUGCACCUUUGGAUACGAAGCAAAAUGAAAAUGUGCCAAAUAAUUAUGACAAGACAAAUCUUAUUCAAACUGAAACAAAGCAAUAUAAUGACCAAGUAGUUUUAUCAAGUAAAUUUAAAGGAGAUUCUGUUGAGACUGAUAUACAGAUAUUUAAUAAUACAGUACCAUGCAAUAAUUUUUCCAAAACAGAUGUUACUGCACAGUCUCCAAUGUCUUCUGUUACUGAUAAACAGUACAGUAAUUGUUUGAUGGUUACAAAUGAUUACUGUAAGCCAUCGUCAGAUUCAUCACUGUUGUCAAAUGUCAAACAGUACAGUGCUGAAUCAUUGCCAAAUGAAUACAGUAAAACAAGCACUGCAGUACUUCCAAAUCCAAAACAAUAUGGUGAGACUUUAAUGAAUGAAUAUAGAAAAUUGGAUAUGCUUCAGCCAGAAAUAAACAAGCAAAUGUACAAUAAAGAAGAUUCUGUUGAGUACAUGAAAAAUUCUCAAGUUCUUCCAGCUCCUAUUAAUAGUUCGCAAGAAGUGUUUAAGGUUGUGGAGCAGUCAAAAUCUAAAGUUUCUGAAAAAAAUUAUUCUAAUUCAAUUGUGACUGAUCACACAAUAACUGUGCCUAAAUAUGAUAAUGUCAAACAAGAGAAACAGUCUAAAAGGACAACUCCUUCACCAAAAACUGUGCCAUAUCGUUUGCCUGCUGAAGUGCCACAAGUAGAUAAAUCACGUUUACACGACUACUUGUCUCCUAUGGGGUUUCUCAAUUAUCAAAAGAUUAAUAAUUCAAUAGCUAUGGCCCAUCCAGACAUUCCUAAAACAACGAAAGAUAUGUAUGCAGACAAAAAAACUGAUGCCGUCAAUAUAAACUUGCCAAAAGACAAAGAAGUAAUGAACAUGCCUAAGACUAUGGACAACAGUCUUUUGUAUUCGUCUGUUAUGCAACAAUCGCCAUACACUGACCAGUCUAUGAUGCACUUAUCACUCCAUCACCAUUUGGCCCAUUCAUCCCAGUAUCAUCACAGUCCACCUGUACCAGCUCAAGUUCCACCUCCUAUUCAUCAAACAAAAUCACGGAAUAAAAAAAGCGAACAAAGAAGAUUGGCUCAACAGAAUCAAACUCCUGUUGUACCAUCUACCCAACAACCCACCCCUCCACCAAUACCUAGCCAUACACAAUCAUAUCAUCAUCACCAUCAAACAGCUACAUACAUGAUGCCACAACCAUCGCCCUCUAGUCCCUAUCAUCAUUCUGUGAUUCAACACCGAAUGGGUCAACAAGGAGGUUCAUGUUCGUCUGCUGACUUUUAUUUGUCACAUACUACUAACCAACAUGCAGCAGCUGCAGCUGCACAGAUCGCAUCAUGUAACCUUUCCAAACUUCAACAAAUGACAAAUGGAUUGGACCAUCACCGCAGACAUAUUUCUUCGCCUGCAUCAUCACCAGCCUCUUCUCCUGCUAACAUGACUCCACCACCACCUGCUGCGUCUGCAGCUGCUGCACACUUGCUGCAACAGUCUGCGGUUGCCUAUCACAAAUUGUAUCAACAGGCUGGUCAGACCAAUCAGUCAAGGCAGUAUGGCCAUCAAACACGCGGUUCUCCGGCGUCACCAAACGUUGGUCUUAUGACAAUGCAGUAUGGUGCGCCGCCGCCUCCUUUUAACGGUUACAGGGUAGCGUCACAAUCCACUCCACCACCUUCUGCUGCAAGUUAUAUGAACCAGACAACUGGACAACUACAGUACACGACGCAUACACAAGAUCCACACCAUCAAAAUAGUGUGUAUCCAACUUCAGCAUACAACGGCUCGUAUUUACAACCUCUAAACGGGUCCAUGCACAGAUAAUCUCUUGUUAUUAUUAACUUUUUUUUUUAUUAAUUAUUCUGAUUAAAAGUUUGUUAUUCACCAUCAUAACAUAAUAUACUUUUUUAUAAACAUACGAAAAAGAAGAAAAAAAUGUUACCAGUUUGUUAUAGUAAGAUGAAAACUUCAACACACAAAAUCUAUGAAAAAUCCAUUUUAUACUAAAAGAAAAGUGCAUUUUUAACAGGCCGAUUCUUAUUUUUAAGUUAUGUUAGUUCACAAGCAGUAUUUUUUUUAGUUGUGUAUGCUAUGCAUUAUUUUUAUUUUUUUAUCUAUCACAACAAUUUGUAUUUAUUUAAUUAUUAUUAUUUUUUUUCUGUUGAUUGUUGAGAUCAAUUUUUUAAAUGUUAUGAUUCAAAAAGUAUGUUAAAGGAACGGGUACGUCAAGUUUUUAUUGUACAAAGUUCAAAGAAUUUCCUUAGUUUGUAAGUACAUUUUAAAACACUUGAAAGUCUAGUUUCAGCUUGUUAUUUAUUUUUUUUUACUGUAAUUGUAUAAAAAUAUACAUAACUAAUUUAUUAAAAAUUAA